UAGCUCAGCUUGGUUCCUUCUCCAGUAACUUUCCUCCCAAAAAACAAAGGAAAAAAAAAAUGGAGAAACCCGUUGUCCGACAGUGGAGGCCGGAACCAGUUCCGGUGCCAUUCAGGCCACCGGAGACGCCACUUGAACCAAUGGAAUUCUUGUCACGUUCAUGGAGUGUUUCAGCUUUAGAGGUUUCAAGAGCUUUAGCUCCUCCCUCUUCACAAGCUGCUGCUUCUCAUCAAAUGUCUGGUUCUUCGAGUGGUAACGUUGUUAUACAAGAAGACGUGGCGGGUGAGCUUGAAGAUAGUGGCAUAGUUUCAGGCAACCCUUUCUCUUUUGCUUCUUCUGAAACUUCCCAGAUGGUCAUGGAAAGAAUCUUGUCACAGUCGCAAGAUCUAUCUCCAAGAACUUCAGGGAGGCUAUCUCAUAGCAGUGGACCAUUAACGGGAGCCCAAAGUUGUGGUUCCUUGACAGAUAGUCCUCCAGUUUCACCUUCAGAAAUUGAUGAUGUCAAGCAAUUUUGCCGCGCCACUAAUUCCCUCAACUCGCAGUUCCGUACAACAUCGGCAGUUGCGGCGGCUACCCCCGCUGCAACUUCCGUGACAGGUGGUGGAAAGACGGUGGGACGAUGGCUGAAGGAUAGGAAGGAGAAGAAAAAGGAAGAAACACGGGCACAUAAUGCUCAGCUACAUGCUGCCAUAUCUGUUGCCGGGGUUGCGGCAGCCAUGGCAGCCAUCGCAGCGGCGACUGCUGCCUCCUCGAGUGCUGGGAAGGAUGAGCUGAGGGCAAAGACGGAUAUGGCAGUUGCAUCAGCUGCCACCCUUGUUGCUGCUCAAUGUGUGGAGGCGGCAGAAGCCAUGGGGGCUGAGCGCGAGCAUUUGACCUCUGUGAUCAGCUCCGCUGUCAAUGUCCGGUCUGCCGGAGAUAUCAUGACCUUAACUGCUGGGGCGGCAACAGCCUUAAGAGGGGCGGCCACGCUGAAGGCAAGGGCGCUGAAGGAGGUAUGGAACAUAGCAGCUGUUAUUCCUGUGGAUAAAGGUGGCGGCAAUGGGAGCAAUGGUAGCUCUAAUGGCAGCUUUAGUGGGGAGCUUGUUCCUGAAGAGAAUUUCUUGGGAAUAUGCAGCAGGGAAUUGCUUGCUAGAGGCUGUGAGCUUCUCAAGCGCACACGAAAAGGUGAUCUUCAUUCGAAGGUUGUCUCUGUUUAUAUAAACAGAAUGAACCAGGUUAUGUUGAAGAUGAAGAGCAGACAUGUUGCUGGGACCAUCACAAAAAAGAAAAAGAAUGUUGUGUUGGAGGUGAUUAAAGAUAUGCCUGCAUGGCCCGGCCGCCACUUGCUUGAGGGUGGAGAGAACCGGAGAUACUUUGGGUUGAAGACAGUGAUGCGCGGCCUCGUAGAGUUCGAGUGCAAGAACCAGAGAGAGUAUGAUAUUUGGACUCAAGGUGUGUCGAGACUCCUCUCCGUUGCUGGGGAGAAGAGCAACAGAAAUAGAAUUUGAAGCUUUAACAUGAGGGGAGAAACCUGACAAAAAAGGGGUAUACAAAUUGGGGGAAAUAGGAUCAAAUGCCUCUAUGAACAAUACAUAUAAAAUCUUUGGGUGUUUCUACUGUAAAAAAGUUGAAAUUAAGAAAAAGUUAUCCAAUGGGUUUGUGGGGCUUUUGUUCUUUUAUUUUUGAACUGGAAAGACUAAAGUGUUUUGAAAGAAAGUACCCAAACCAUCAUGUGAUACAAGUUCCUUGUUCUUUCACUGUUCAGGAAAGAAAAUAUUGUGGUAUCUUGGACUGGGGAUGGUCAAAAGUGAAGAAAGGAAUCCCAUUUUGAUAAAGGAAUGAAAUGGGAUAUGAUAAAGAUUCUAUGUGCUUUAUAAUAUAUUCAUGUGAGCUAAGCUUUUUGUUUUGUUUUAUUUUAUUUUAUUUUUUUAAAUUUCCCUUUGGCUCUUAGUCUUAGGUGUUAUAUAUAUGGUGGGACUAUGAUUGUCUUGAUUUGUAAUAUUUCAUUUUAAUAUAUGAUAAUUUGG
This is a messenger RNA of Durio zibethinus, 2006 nucleotides long. Its product is annotated as VAN3-binding protein-like. NCBI's taxonomy places the organism in Eukaryota, Viridiplantae, Streptophyta, Magnoliopsida, Malvales, Malvaceae. Gene Ontology annotation, biological process: auxin-activated signaling pathway; phloem or xylem histogenesis; leaf vascular tissue pattern formation. The record is from RefSeq and is a predicted model, not a curated record.